Necator americanus (New World hookworm) is the source of this 393-nucleotide messenger RNA. RefSeq lists its product as uncharacterized. Bases 1 to 393 code for a protein of 130 amino acids. NCBI's taxonomy places the organism in Eukaryota, Metazoa, Nematoda, Chromadorea, Rhabditida, Ancylostomatidae. The record is from RefSeq and is a predicted model, not a curated record. The transcript has 4 exons.
AUGAAGGAAAAUGUCGUACAUCCAUCAUGUGUCCAGGAUCACCAAGCUACUCCUAGUGUAUUCUCGUUCACAAACAAGUUAUUGGAACAGGAUAAAUCGUUCCUGAAUCGUACUUUCACUAUUGAUACGAACAAGAGGGAGAGAAUUGCUGAGUUUAAGAUCGAUGAAGCACUUCGUAGAGGUAACGCUCGUUCACGAAGCAGUGAUUUUCGACGAUCUUACAAAACUCGUGAUGACACUAGACGGGCUUGUUCUCAUUCGAUAUUCUCAUCCAGCUGUAAACUUCCUUCUUUGACCGCCAACGUCACGAAGAUCGAGAAUCGUACAUGUACGUUGAGACCAUGGAGUCGAACUCAGGAAGAGCUACGAAAGUACAAGGAAGCGCUUCAAUAG